This is a messenger RNA of Vigna angularis (adzuki bean), 1079 nucleotides long. Its product is annotated as LOB domain-containing protein 1. The record is from RefSeq and is a predicted model, not a curated record. Bases 182 to 769 code for a protein of 195 amino acids. Lineage: Eukaryota; Viridiplantae; Streptophyta; Magnoliopsida; Fabales; Fabaceae. The transcript has 2 exons.
AGAGUGAGAAAAGAAAACAGAACGCAGCCAGUUUUAACGAAUUUCAUACGCUCUUUCUAUCCCAUGGUUUCCUUAUAAAACCCUAGUUUUGGCUCCCAAACAACCCCACGCUUCUUCACUCUCUGUCCCUCAAACACACGAAAUAGAAGCCAAACACAACACAACAAAUUCAGGGUCAGCAAUGGAGAGUGACGCAAACACCCUCUCUUCCUCUCCCACAUUCUCUCAUUCCUCCAAUACCCUUUCUUCUUCUUCCCCUCCCCAAGUUGUCAUGACCCCUUGUGCUGCAUGCAAAAUCCUUAGACGAAGAUGUGCUGAGAAAUGUGUGUUGGCACCGUAUUUCCCUCCCACCGAACCCGCCAAGUUCACCAUUGCUCACCGAGUCUUCGGUGCCAGCAACAUCAUCAAGUUCUUACAGGAACUUCCAGAGGGUCAGAGAGCUGAUGCAGUGGCGAGCAUGGUUUACGAGGCCGGUGCAAGAAUAAGAGACCCUGUAUACGGAUCUGCAGGUGCAAUUUGCCAGCUCCAAAAGCAAGUGAACGAACUUCAAGCACAGUUAGCAAAGGCACAAGCUGAGGUUGUAAACAUGCAAUUCCAACAAGCCAAUCUCGUGGCUCUAAUUUGCAUGGAAAUGUCACAGACUCCACAGGAAUCACCCCAACAAUCCCUGGACAAUUUCAUCACGAGUCCUUCCCACUAUCAGAACAAUCUCAGCUUCUUUGAGGAUAACACCAACCUAAACUCUUUGUGGGAGCCUCUCUGGACAUGAUUAAUACAAGACAUUUCAUAAAUUUUCCCAUCACAUUCUCCUAAGGAGAGGUUGAAGGAAUCAACUGGAACUAAUAAAUUAUAAAAGUAACUUUGGCAGCUAUAACUCAUGUAGUUAGUUUAAUAUAUUAUAUUCCCUCUCUAUAGGAAGAUUUUGGAGAAAGUAAUGCUCUUGCUUUGCACAAUGUUGGCAAAGUAAUGAUUUUUUGAAACAUGUAAUGGUUUCAAUGUUGAAGAAAACAGGGGAAGUGUUAUGCUUUCGUGUGUUUGUAUGCACUCAUUGUUUAAAUCUAGAACACUUUUUUUGGUCA